Microthlaspi erraticum is the source of this 324-nucleotide messenger RNA. NCBI's taxonomy places the organism in Eukaryota, Viridiplantae, Streptophyta, Magnoliopsida, Brassicales, Brassicaceae. The record is from the annotation of a GenBank genome assembly.
AUGCGAGGUUGCUGGACGAAGAAGAAAUCCAAAUUGCAAGAGAACAUCGAGGACGAAGAUUCAGAUACAACAAUGUUGCAUUUGUUGGUGACCAUGAUCGGAUUGGCACAACUACUGAUUGCACAUCAAUACUUUAAAUUUAAAGGUUAUAUCGAGUAUCCAAUCCGACGAUCCAUCACAGGAGCUGGUUAUGACUAUAUACACAAUGUGUUACAAGAAGAUCCUCAGACAAUUGUAUCGUAUGAGGAUGCUUCCAAUCCAGGGCAACCAGGACAAGCCCCUCGUCCUGCUGGAGCUGGAGCUGGAGCUGCACCACAUGCCUAA